CUUAAAGUGAGUUGAGCUGCUGUGUGUUUGCGCCUCUUUAUAUUAAUUUAGUAAAAUGGCAGAAACCAGAUUUUCUCAGGAUGAAUUCUUGUGUCCAGUGUGUCUGGAUCUCCUAAAGGAUCUGGUGGCUAUUCACUGUGGACACAGCUAUUGUAAGAGCUGUAUUACAGACUUCUGGAAUAUGGAAGAUGAGAAGGGAAUCUACAGCUGCCCUCAGUGCAGACAGACCUUUAGUCCAAGACCUGCUUUAGCUAAAAACACCAUGCUAGCUGAAGUGGUCGACAAACUAAAGAAGACUACACCUCCUGCUGACUGUUAUGCUGGAGCUGAAGAUGUGCAGUGUGAUGCCUGUACUGGAACAAAGUACAAAGCCAUCAAGUCCUGUCUGCAGUGUCUGGAAUCUUACUGUCAAACUCAUUUUGAGCGUCAUGAGGAGUUUCACUCUCGUAAACCACACAAAGUGAUUGAUGCAACUGGACGACUGCAGGACAUGAUCUGCCCAAAACAUGAGAAAGAGCUAGAAGUCUAUUGUAUUACUGACCAACAGUGCAUCUGUGAGCUGUGUAAGGAGUAUGAACAUAAAAACCACGCAACUGUAUCAGCUGUAGCCCAGAGGACAGAGAAACAGAAAGAGCUGAAGGAGACACUGGUAAAGCUCCAGGAGAGACUCCAGCAGAGACAAAAAGAUCUUCAGCAGCUGAGAGCGGCAGUGGAGUCUCAUAAGCAAUCUGCACAGACAGCAGUGGAGGACACUGAGAGGAUCUUUACUGAGCUCAUUUGCUCCAUUGAGAAAAGACGCUCUGAGCUCACACAGAUGAUCAGAGAUCAGGAAAAGACUAUAAGGAGUCGAGCUGAAAGACACAUGGAGCAAUUGGAGCAGGAAAUUGAAGAUCUGAGAAGGAGAAACACUGAGCUGGAGCAACUUUCACACACACAACAUCACAUCCAUUUCCUGCAGAGUUUCCAGUCUCUCUCAGCUCCUCCUGAAUCUACAGAUGUUUCAUUCAGUUCUCUCUUGUGUUUUGAUGGCCUGAGAGAAUCUGUUUCUCAGCUGAAAGUCAAACUGGAGGAUUUCUGCAUAGAGGAGAUUGAGAAAUUCACAGAGAGAGUCACCAAAACGGUUCCCAAGACCAGGAACGACUUCCUACAAUAUUCCCACAAGCUCACUCUGGAUCUGAACACAGCACAUAAACUCCUCCAUCUGUCUGAGAGAAACAGAAUGAUUAUUUGUACUGAGACAGAGCAGCCGUAUCCUGAUCAUCCAGACAGAUUUGACAGCUGGCGUCAGGUGUUGUGUAGAGAGAGUGUGCGUGGAUGCUGUUACUGGGAAAUCGAGUGGAGUGGAAUUAAAGGUGUGUGUAUAUCAGUGUCUUAUAAGAGCAUCAGUAGGAAGGGAUUUGGUAAUGAGUGUGUGUUUGGCGGUAAUGAUCAGUCCUGGGGGUUGUUCUGUUCUACAUCCAGAUACUCAUUAUGGCACAAUAAAAAAAGGUCUGAUCUCCCUCUAAAGCCCAUUAGCCGUAGGAUAGGAGUCUAUGUGGAUGUAGGUGCAGGAACUCUGUCCUUCUACAGCAUCUUUGACACAAUGAGCCUCAUCCACACUGUCCAGACCACAUUCACUCAGCCGCUCUAUCCUGGUUUUACUGUUGAUCCUCGAUCAUCUGUAAAACUGUGUUAAUGAUUUAAAAUAAAUUGAGCUGAAUGAUGAAUCAGUAACAGGGAGAUGUUCCAGACUGUCCUAUUUACUGUUACAUUAAUAAUACAGCUGGACUUUGAGUAAAAUACCAUAACACGUGGCACAGUGGGUAGCAUGAUCACCUCACAGCAAGAAGGUCACUGGUACGAGCCUUAGCUGGGGCAGUUGGUGU
Danio rerio (zebrafish) is the source of this 1865-nucleotide messenger RNA. The record is from RefSeq and is a predicted model, not a curated record. Lineage: Eukaryota; Metazoa; Chordata; Actinopteri; Cypriniformes; Danionidae.